Molecule: messenger RNA, 1010 nt
Organism: Diorhabda carinulata
Lineage: Eukaryota; Metazoa; Arthropoda; Insecta; Coleoptera; Chrysomelidae
Product: acylphosphatase-1-like
Exons: 5
Coding region: 531-824 (97 amino acids)
Molecular function (GO): acylphosphatase activity
Source: RefSeq, a predicted model, not a curated record
UUAUAUGCGGUAAGUUCACAAGUGAAAGUAGUUAUUGUGCAUAUUUUUUUUAACAUUCGAAACUAUUCAAGUCAUAACUUAAUUUAUUGAAGAAAAUAUAUACAGAAUUUGAAGCAUAGAAAGUUAGAGAGUGUGAAUUCUCCCACAUACAGUAUCCCUUUAUCAAUUUUCUCCCCCAUUAAUAUCCUUUUAGCUCAUUCUUUCUUACUUCCUCUCUAGAGACUCCACUUACAACGCACUUAGAAAGAAUAUACUGUGAAGAGGAAUGUACACUUCUUUCCUAUUUUUCUGAAUUAUACCAUUCAACAAUGAAUUAGCCACAAAUUUAGAUACACUUAUAAUGACCGAUAGUUUUGUCUUUGCCUAGAACAAAAUCAGACGUACAUAAACCCGUAACUGUGUCCGUUUAAAGGUUAACUGUAGAGAAACUAGUAAUAAUUUAGGGUUAGUGGUCUGUGGUUAUCCAAGAACUAAAUAUAAUUUUAUUUUAACUGUAAGAUUGGAAGUAAACAUAUUUAAGCUAUUAUAAAAUGGCUGAAAAAUUAAUUUCUGUAGAAUUUGAAGUCUUCGGAAGGGUCCAGGGUGUACUUUUCGGAAGGUAUAUGAUGAAAGCUGCUAAAUACCUUCAAGUGAGGGGUCUGAUUACGAAUACUCAUCGACAUUCUGUAAAAGGAGUUAUUGAAGGACGUAGUUCAUCAAUAGAAUCAAUGAAAUGGUGGUUACGCAAACAAGGCAGUCCAUUCUCUUAUAUAGCUUUAACCAUCUUCACUGACGAAAAGGAAAUAGACCGAUAUACAUAUAAAUCAUUUAAAGUUCGGGCAUAGAUGAAAACUUACAAGCAAAUAUUUACUAUGUUUUCAUAUAUUUAUAUAUAGAUAUUUUUACUAUUUUCAUUUUAUUUGUAUACCAUAUUUAUAUACAGAUUUAUGUUGGUGAUUGUAUGAUUUGUAUGUUGUUAUGUACUUAUCACUCUGGACAUGUGAAUUAAUAAACGUUUUCUCAUUGGGUUA